Molecule: messenger RNA, 2825 nt
Organism: Hippocampus comes (tiger tail seahorse)
Lineage: Eukaryota; Metazoa; Chordata; Actinopteri; Syngnathiformes; Syngnathidae
Gene: txnrd2.2
Product: thioredoxin reductase 2, tandem duplicate 2
Exons: 17
Coding region: 30-1568 (512 amino acids)
Biological process (GO): cell redox homeostasis; glutathione metabolic process; cellular response to oxidative stress
Cellular component (GO): cytosol; mitochondrion
Molecular function (GO): glutathione-disulfide reductase (NADPH) activity; flavin adenine dinucleotide binding; thioredoxin-disulfide reductase (NADPH) activity
Source: RefSeq, a predicted model, not a curated record
CGAAGUUGGGGUCCUUUCAUAACAACAAUAUGGCUGCGCUCGUUAAAGGCAGACACCGUUGGAAACGAAUCAAUUGGUGUCAUAUUUUGACCAGAAAUUUGACAGGGAAGUAUGACUAUGAUGUGGUCGUUAUUGGCGGUGGUUCUGGAGGGCUUGCCUGUUCCAAGGAAGCUGCACAGCUUGGACAGAAAGUUGCUGUUCUGGAUUAUGUAGAGCCCUCUUUGAAAGGCACCAAGUGGGGCCUUGGUGGCACGUGCGUUAAUGUUGGCUGCAUCCCGAAGAAACUAAUGCACCAGGCAGCCCUCCUUGGAACUGCAGUCAGAGAUGCACAAAAGUAUGGUUGGCAGCUCUCAGGACCAAUUUCCCAUGAUUGGAUCACCAUGGCUGAGGCCGUUCAAAACCACGUCAGGUCUUUGAACUGGGGUCACCGGGUCCAGCUCCAGGACAAGAAGGUGAAAUAUCUGAACAUGAGAGGUAGCCUUGUGGAUGAACACACAGUCAAAGCAGUGACAAAAGCUGGGAAAGAGAUGACCCUGACUGCCAAGAACAUUGUUAUUGCUACAGGUGGCCGUCCCAAAAUCCCCACAAAUAUUCCAGGAGCAAUGGAACAUGGUAUCACCAGUGAUGACGUAUUCUGGUUGAAAGAGUCGCCUCGAAAAACGCUUGUGGUUGGAGCGAGCUAUGUAGCUCUGGAGUGCGGCGGCUUCCUUACCGGCAUCGGCUUGGACACCACAGUGAUGGUUCGCAGCAUCGCCCUUCGGGGUUUUGAUCAGCAAAUGGCAGGAUUAGUGACAGACUACAUGGAGUCUUAUGGAACCAAAUUUGCAUUGAGGUGUAUCCCCAAGAGAGUAGACAAACUUCCAUCAGGUGACCUGAAAGUGACCUGGAAUGAUGCCCUGACAGGCAACGAACACAAUGGCACCUAUAACACUGUGUUAUGGGCAGUUGGUAGAGCUCCAGAAACGAAAGCUCUGGGUCUCAACAAACUUGGUGUGCAGCUCAACAAGGAGACUGGGAAAAUAAUUGUUGGGGUAGAUGAAUCGACAUCUGUACCAAACAUCUAUGCUUUUGGGGAUAUAGGCCAGGGGCGUCCUGAAUUGACACCUACGGCUAUUAAAGCAGGAAAACUCCUCGCCCGCAGACUUGCCGGCCACAGCACAGAGCUCAUGAACUAUGACAAUGUUCCAACCACCGUAUUUACUCCACUUGAAUAUGGCUGUGUGGGCCUAUCUGAAGAGGAGGCUGAAACCAGGCAUGGCAAAGACAACAUAGAGGUAUACCAUGCCUUCUACAAGCCUCUGGAAUUCACUGUGGCAGAGCGUGAUGCUAGCCAGUGUUACUUAAAGGUGAUAUGCCAGCGGCAUGGAGACCAGAAGAUACUGGGUCUGCACUUCACUGGACCAAAUGCCGGAGAAGUUACACAGGGCUUUGCCAUGGGCCUCCGGUGUGGUGCCACAUAUUCACACCUGUUGGGUACGGUAGGAAUCCACCCGACCUCCGCUGAGGAGCUAACCAAGGUCAACAUCACAAAACGUUCAGGAUUGGAUGCCACAGUCACUGGCUGCUGAGGUUAAAGCCCCGGUCUCUGAACACUUAAGCACACAGGGUAGAAAAUAGGUUGGGUCCAAAUGCUAAUUCUGGUUUAGCCCGCUAAUUCUUGUCACUCCAUUUCCUCUCCACAACCAUCUAAAUCUGGUUUUUGGCAUGACAGUCACUCACUAUUGGUGGUCAACUAUUAUUGGAUUUGAUUUCUUUUUUUCAGCAAAAGUUAGAAUUUUUGCGAGUUGAAUCAGUAAGUUGUCAUGGAGCAAAGUCUCCCAAUCAGGUUUGUGAAAGCCUCGGCUGCAGAGAGCGUUUUGAAAGAAAGGCUCAUAAAUCAGGGUGAAACCCUGUUCUCAGAGUGUCAUUGAAAUUAUGCAAGAAACACAGAGCAGGUUGUAACAUUUUUCUGAAAAUAUAUUCUACAAAUAUUGUUGUUUCUGUGGCUAUACUUCCUGUCCAUUAGUCUUUAAGGUGACACAUACCAUAACCCCCCUACACUCCGCCCUCAAUGACACUGAUGGAUGGCCCCUGGGCCGUCGUCGCAACGACACCGCCCCAUUUCCCAUGGACAGACACAAACAGUUGUUGGGCAUUUGGUCAGACAUUCUGGAAAGACUUGACCAGGGAGACGGACCUCUCCGAUGGUGUCAAAACCUCGCCUUGUCCUACCAAACUCUCUGAAGCAACAUAAAACAAUACAGUAGAAUGAUAAACUUCUGUAGGCCAAGCACGCAGCACUCGAUGGGGCAUCACUGCACAAGUAGCUCUGCAGGAGCCGCAGUACUCAGUGUUGCCCAACGGUGGGUCUAUUGCCUGCUCAUUUUCCUCUUGAGUGGAGUGGAAAAGAGAGGAUAAAGUUGUCACCAGACAAAACCUAAGCUCCGAUACAUUUGUCUCGUAGAUUUAAUUCCCUUAAUCCCCACAAGUGAUAUGCUUUUUGUUGAAGUUGGAGAGUAGAGUGGAUUGAUUGCUGCACCAAUUGCUCAGCCUUAUCUCUCGUGUAUUUACAUGGAUGGGAGGUUAACGCUCAGUAGUCAUCACCCUCUGAGAUAAGCUAAGUUGUUUAUAUCAAUAGCCGUAAUAGCAGAUAAAAGUGCCCAAAUGUUUAACCUGCUGACUGAACUGGACAUCCUCAACACAGCUUAUUAGGCAGAAGGUGAGGAGAGCCAGAACUGGGUCGCUACACAAAUUUGAGGACCGAAAUGGUGGGUGUCGUUUAUUUUUGAUCUGCCUGGUCUGAUUAAUGAUUCCGAUGAGGGGAGUGACAGCGUGCCUGGCGAUGG